Messenger RNA from Tribolium castaneum (red flour beetle), 2743 nucleotides. It is a transcript of the gene Hip14, whose product is annotated as Huntingtin-interacting protein 14. NCBI's taxonomy places the organism in Eukaryota, Metazoa, Arthropoda, Insecta, Coleoptera, Tenebrionidae. The record is from RefSeq and is a predicted model, not a curated record. Gene Ontology annotation, molecular function: protein binding; palmitoyltransferase activity. Bases 196 to 2070 code for a protein of 624 amino acids. Gene Ontology annotation, cellular component: Golgi membrane. Gene Ontology annotation, biological process: protein palmitoylation. The transcript has 7 exons.
ACUCAAAUAUUGCUAAAAUGUGUAAAUGAUCAUUCUAAUUAACGGAGAGCUAUUCGUCUCGUCACGAAUUAUCGAUUUCCGCCAGUCCGAAACCUUAAGAGUUCCUAUAUUGAAACCUAACCUCCAUUUGCAUUAAUGUUUGUGUCAUUCUCCUGUCAAACUUAAUGAUCAAAAAUUUAAAAAGAUCUAUUAAAAAUGUACCAAAACGCUUGCGGGGCAGCUGCUGCGAGUGCCGGCGGUUGUGUUGGCACCGAACGUGAUUGCCACAGUUUAAUAUCCAAAGAACCACCAGUCCCAGCAAUCGAGCACGACUACAGCGGUUUCGACAUCGUCAAAGCCACUCAAUAUGGUGCCUUUGGCCGCGUCAAAGAACUAGUCGAAGCCGGCUAUAACGUCAACCAGCGAGACAGCGAAACAGUGACUUUGCUCCACUGGGCGGCUAUCAACAACCGCAAAGACAUUAUUCGUUAUUUUAUCGAGAAGGGAGCUGAAGUGGACGCUGUGGGGGGCGAGUUAAAUGCAACCCCCCUUCACUGGGCCACCCGCCAAGGCCACCUCGAUGCCGUGGUGAUUUUAAUGAACGCUGGCACAGAUCCGACGCUCAGAGACGCUGAGGGUUGUUCUUGCAUACAUUUAGCAGCGCAGUUUGGACACACGGCCCUUGUGGCGUAUUUUAUCGCAAGGGGGAUUAGUCCCGAUUUGGUGGAUAGGGCCGGCAUGACGCCUUUGAUGUGGUCGUGUUGGAAAGUUUGUAGUUUGGAUCCGACUAGAUUGUUGUUGACGUUAGGGGCAUCCCCGAAUUUGACAGAUCAGCAAGGGAAUACAGCACUACAUUGGGCGAUUUUGGCUAGGAAUACGUCGGCUAUUUCAACGUUGAUUGUUCAGGGACAAGCAAGUCUAAAUGUACCUAAUCAUAGGGGAGAUACACCACUGUCGAUGUUACAAACACAGUUAGGGGCUAUUUGGAUAGGUUCCAAAGUUGCGGAACGGAUUAAAGAAGCGAUAAGUAGUGGGCAUACAAGAAAUAUUUUUACGAAAAUUACUAAAGAUAAGAGAUUACGCUGGUGGUGCAUGGUAGGCACCCCCUUUAUGGCAUUUUACAUCGCUGGUUCGAUUUUAGGCACAAAUUUAAUAAUUUUAAUCAAGCUAUUUCUAUUAGUGUGCUUAUACAUAGUUUUGCAUUAUGCCGGUCAAAUUUUAUACGACGAUAGAUUAAUGGCACUUCUACCUCUUAGUAUUUAUUUAUCAACAAAAUUAUGGAUGUAUUUCACAUGGUUUAUUUAUAUAAUGCCAGCCACAAACAUUAUAACAACAAUCGUCUUCCUAUCUAGUUCAGGAAUAUUAUGGUAUUGCUUUCUCAAGUCAUGGUUAGGUGAUGCUGGUGUUAUUUCAACUUCACAACAGCUGAGAUUUAGGACUAUAAUUGAAUUGGCCGAACAAGGUUCAGGUGGUUUCGAACCGUCGACUUUUUGUUCGUCUUGUUUAGUGAGAAGACCGUUAAGAUCUAAGCAUUGCUCAGUGUGCAAUAAAUGUGUCGCAAGGUUUGAUCAUCACUGUCCGUGGGUUGCUAAUUGUAUAGGUGCUAAAAAUCACAAAUAUUUCAUCGGUUUUUUGGCCAGUUUAGUAAUGAUGUGUUGUCAAAUGUUGUACGGAUCUGUGAAAUUUUGGCAAAACCAAACUACUUGUAACGUCACAACAUCUGAAGGUUAUUGGAAAUUUGUUUUAUCAAUUGCGCAGUGUGACACGUGGGUUGCGUGGGUUGCUGCCAAUACUUUAUUCCAUUGUGUUUGGGUCUUCACAUUGUUUGUUUGUCAACUUUAUCAGAUUUCGUGUCUUGGUAUGACAACGAACGAAAGAAUGAACAGAGGGCGCUACAGUUACAUUGUAAGUAAUGGCGGGAAAAGUCCAUUUUCAAAAGGUCCGAUAAAAAAUAUUCUUGAAUUUUUCGAUUGCACUUGUUUCGGUGUUUUUAAACCGGAAAAUAAAGACUGGUUGACGAGUUACGAUUUAGAUAAGAAUAUCGAACAUCAACCACUUUUGAAAAACAAAGAGAAUUUUCAAUAUGUUUAAAUAUUGAUUUAAAAUAAUAAUCCAAAGCUAUGACUGAGACAUUGAAUGAUUGUCAAUUUGUAAAGUUAGCUCUCUAAGCAGAAACAUUCCUUUUUAUUUUGCAUUGCUUCCGUAAAGUGUCAUGUAAAUAUUUUAAUUGUAAAUACGUAGUUUCAAUAGGAUUCAUUUAAUUGAUGCAAAAAGAGAUCAAUAUUUUUGCCUCAAUUUUAUCAAUCUGCUAAAAGUAUUUUUCACUAUAUCUAGAGACUUAGUAAAAAAUACUUUAAUAAAUAAUGAUUAACUACAAUAAUUCUUAUCACGUACAUGCUGUAGCAUUUUCAAUCUAGUCAACUUUGGCAUGUACUUAGAUAAUGCGAUAAAUGCACCAAAAUCAAGUGUCAUUCUAAUUCAUACAAUUUCGGUGUAAACUUGACAUUUCUUCACUAAAAAAUCACUUAAAUUGUUGCUCUAAAUCAAAAAUAUCACGUUUUUUUUUAAUUGAGUAGACAUUUAGCUAAUAUUUAGCCUUUUACUAGUAUGUUCUUUGCGCGUGUUGGCUUUAUGUGUAAUAAGCUUUAAGCGAAAAUGUAGAUAACAUCACGUUUUACAGUAAUGUUUAUAAUUAAACACUACUUGCAUUGUACAUUGUACCUAUUAUAUUUUGUAUGUAAUAAUUACAUUACAUUCACUAAAA